Molecule: messenger RNA, 2415 nt
Organism: Cimex lectularius (bed bug)
Lineage: Eukaryota; Metazoa; Arthropoda; Insecta; Hemiptera; Cimicidae
Gene: APC4
Product: anaphase-promoting complex subunit 4
Exons: 4
Coding region: 141-2339 (732 amino acids)
Biological process (GO): anaphase-promoting complex-dependent catabolic process; positive regulation of mitotic metaphase/anaphase transition; protein K11-linked ubiquitination
Cellular component (GO): anaphase-promoting complex; nuclear periphery
Molecular function (GO): protein binding
Source: RefSeq, a predicted model, not a curated record
CUUGGUAUUUGCUAAAGCUAAACAUAAAAAUGUGAUAAAAGCGUUUGGAUGUUAAUGAAGCCCAACAAACAUCAUCAAUUAUUAACAAACGUUUAUAAUUGGUUAAAUGGUAUUGUUCUGCAAGUCAAUCACAAGAGAAAAUGUCAAAUCCUAUGAGACAACUCGAAGAACGCCAUUUGGCGACGAAGGUGGAUUUGUUGGUAUGGUCCAAUAAAAUGGAUCUGCUGGCAUUGUCAAAUGCAAAGGGAGAAGUUUCACUGCAUAGGCUCAGUUGGCAGAAAGUCUGGUCUCUUUCACCGCCAAAAGAAGAAGUCUUGGUAAAAGGAAUUGCUUGGAGACCAGAUGGAAAAGUAAUUGCAAUUGGGUAUAGCAACAAUGAUAUUCUGUUGGUCAAUGUGGAGAACAAAGACAUCAUUCAUAAAUCAAACUGUUCCGUUGGAGAAGAAUCAAUGAUUUCAUUUUUAGCAUGGCUUGAGGAAAAAGGGACUACAAGUACAAUGAACCAAAACACAAUACUUCAUGAAAAAUCAUCAGUCUAUCUGCCAAAACUGCCACCGAUUUCAAGGACUUACAGUUCGAUAAGCGAAGAAACAAAUGAGGAAUACGAAGAUACUAAAAAAGUGAUUGAUCAGAAGGAUCUAAACUUUCUCAUUAUCGUUUUGAACAAUGGACAACUGUUUAUGAGUGUGUUUGGACUUUUUGCGUGUGGAGUUAUAAAUCUACCUGAGAACCUGCGUGGAAAUUCCAUUAUUGCAAGCGUGGAAAUGAGCUCGGACUUAAAAAAUAUUUUUGUUUUUAUCACAACUGAGAACUCAUUGAAAGUCGUCAUAUUUGACACAUUUGUUCUUUCCUCUUAUUGCAGAGAGAUACACGCUCUAGCCUACAAGUAUGGUCAGAUUAUGAGUCUAAUGGAUUAUUUAGAAAAUACAAUGCAUGCUAUAACAGAGGCUUAUGAAAACAUGCUACUUUUAGAAAUGGAAUCGAAACUAUCCCAUUAUGCAGAUUCUAUGCCUGAAGGGUCUGUCUCUGCUGAUUUUCUAGAGCUUUUGAUGUUUGGAAUUACAUCUGAUCCUUUAGAAACAUUUCUUCUUCAAGACCUUACUGAUAAAGGUAUCAAAAAGUUAAGUCACAGUAUAGAGUUAAGCCAUUUUAACAUUCAAAAAUUGAUACUGAAACAUUUGCAAGCGGUUGGCCAAAAUAUUGCUUUUCAUCUCUCCGACUUGAGAGGAAUGGCAAGGCUGACGGAAAGAUUCAGAGUUUUAGGACUAGAUGAAUUUGUUAUAACAAAGAGUUUUACAGAAAAUGGAUCAUUUUUAGUUAAAGCAAGUGAAGUUUCACUAGUGAUAGACGACUCUUCAAAAAAAUACAAAGCCCUCUUUAAAUGGUUGUAUGAAAUAAUUUUAAGGCUUACAGAUGAUCACAUAGCUGAUUUGACUUUACCUGGAGUCAGUGAACAAGACAUAUCGUUCAUUGCAGAUUAUUUAUACAACUUAGAAGGCAAUGUUGUAAAAGGUAAAAAGAAGAGAUGCUACUUGGACCAUCUUGGCCAGUAUUUUAUCGAUCAAGAUUUGACCCAUCCAGUGCCUUUGGAUAAAAACCCAUGGGAAAAAUUUUUGGAAAAAAACCCCUGUUUGCAAAACAACCCAUCAAUUAUAAAAAGAUGCCCAAAUAAUUCGUUAGUCCAGCAGUAUAAACGUUUACAAGUUAUUAUUGAAGAGGCAUUUAAACAUCCCCAAAAGGCUAUUGGAGAUAAAAUCACAGUCAGUUCAGUCAUCAAUUUAUUUUCGGUACCAAACAGUCUGUCAGUAAGGGUUUCAAUGAAGCAUUGUUUACAAGAGGAAAGAUUAAUAAUUGCAGUAAUACCACAAAAAGAUGUUACCCACUUCAUUUACAUUAGUGUUAAUGUUGUAGAUAAUUCCUUUCAAAAGUGUUUUGUUUAUUUUAAAUCGCGCGAUUUAGAGUUUGGACUGAAAGCGAUCGAUCUGCAGAUUUAUACAAAAGAGCUGAUUUCGGUUUUGUUAGAACAACCGGGAGAGGAGAGGGGAGCAGUUUUUGUACAAAUGCCCAUCAGGUCUUUACAAGAAUGUUCUGUCGCAAGCCAUUUGCCGGACAAAUACAUCGAUGGGUCUCAGCUGGUUGAAGCCGGAGCUCUCAGACCGAUAGACAACAUGGUCGCUUGCAAACUUGCAGUCAGUGGUGUACGCAAAGUUGCAGUUUUAUUGUCUACAAACAUGCACAAAGUGCGAACAUAUGAGAUGGAAGUCGAAGAAGAUGAGGAAGAGGAAGAUAUGGAAACAACCAGAGAAAGUGAAAAUAGCUCUCAACAACAAAGUAUAUAAACUGAUAAAAUGUUAUCAAUUAUGUGACAUAUUUUCUUCUUCAGAGUGCUGUAAAUAUAACAGAGUUUUUAAUUAA